AAUGAUGAAAUUGGUGAUGGCCAACAAACAUAAAGAGAUGAUUGAGCAGGUUUAGAAUAAUGAAUAGAACUAGGGAAUCAAUUUUUUAUAUAAGAUUACAGAUGUAUUUCUUUUUUUUACAACCUAUCAAAUCAAGUUUUAUUUGAAAAAGAGACCAAGGGAUCAGACAGUUUUUUUUAGAUUGCUAGUGUAAAACUCUGUAAAUGAUAGGAUAGAGAAUUAUUCUUAAAGACUGUAAUAUGACAUUUUAUGUGUGGAUGCUAUAACAGCAUAAAUUUUUGUAAAUAUGGAGAGAAUUUAUAGGUUGCAGCCAAGAAAUCAUCUAAUAAGAGAGCUGUCAAGACACUAGUGGUGAGUCAAAAGAAGUAUCUUCUGAUUUGGGUGAAAAAAUGCACAAACAGAAGCGUAGAUAUGAAAGAUUGA
Messenger RNA from Paramecium sonneborni, 423 nucleotides. NCBI's taxonomy places the organism in Eukaryota, Ciliophora, Oligohymenophorea, Peniculida, Parameciidae. The record is from the annotation of a GenBank genome assembly.